Polychytrium aggregatum is the source of this 1679-nucleotide messenger RNA. RefSeq lists its product as uncharacterized. The transcript has 12 exons. Gene Ontology annotation, cellular component: oxoglutarate dehydrogenase complex; mitochondrion. The coding region runs from base 62 to 1549 and encodes 495 amino acids. Gene Ontology annotation, molecular function: dihydrolipoyl dehydrogenase (NADH) activity; flavin adenine dinucleotide binding. The record is from RefSeq and is a predicted model, not a curated record. NCBI's taxonomy places the organism in Eukaryota, Fungi, Chytridiomycota, Chytridiomycetes, Polychytriales.
CCGUGGCUGCACCGGGUCGCUGGCCGCUUUCGUCCACAGGCUCUCGUCGCCAUCGCCCAGCAUGUCUUCCUUCCUGACCCUCCGCAAGGCCGUCCAGCACGUCUCCUUCCGAUCCCUGGCCAUUCGAUCGUACUCCUCGGCCUCGACCGAGUACGAUGUCGUCGUCAUUGGCGGUGGUCCCGGCGGCUACGUUGCUGCCAUCAAGGCUGCCCAGCUCGGUCUCAAGACUGCCUGUGUUGAGAAGCGCGGUGCCCUUGGCGGAACCUGCCUGAACGUCGGCUGCAUUCCCUCCAAGUCCCUCCUCCACAACUCGCACCUCUUCCACCAGGCCCAGCACGACUUCAAGAAGCGCGGUAUUGAUGUCGCCGGCGUUUCGCUCAACCUCGACCAGAUGAUCAAGUCAAAGGAUAAGUCCGUCACCACUCUCACCCGCGGUGUCGAGGGCCUCCUGAAGAAGAACAAGGCCGACUACGUCAAGGGCUGGGGCAAGCUCGUCAGCCCCAACGAAAUCGAGGUGGACCUCAACGACGGUGGCAAGUCUGUUCUCAAGACCAAAAACGUCAUCAUCGCCACCGGUUCCGAUGUCGCUGGCUUCCCCGGCAUUACCAUCGACGAGGAGGUCAUUGUCAGCUCCACCGGCGCCCUCUCGCUCAAGAAGGUCCCCGAGAAGCUGAUGGUCAUUGGCGGCGGUGUCAUCGGUCUCGAGCUUGGUUCGGUCUGGAACCGCCUCGGUGCCAAAGUUAGCGUCGUCGAGUACAACAAGGAGAUCGGCGCUGGCAUGGACUCUGACAUUGCUAAGAGCUUCCAGAAGAUCCUGACCAAGCAGGGCAUGGACUUCAAGUGCUCCACCAAGGUCAUCUCGGCCAAGAAGAACGCUGACGGCAAGGUCGAUGUUGUCGUCGAGCCCGCUACCGGCGGUGCUCAGGAGACCAUCACCGUCGAUGUCGUUCUUCUGUCCAUCGGCCGCAAGCCCUUCACCGAGGGCCUCGGUCUUGAGAGCGUUGGUGUCGAGGUCGACAACCGUGGCCGCAUCGUCGCCGACUCGGAAUUCAAGACCAACGUUCCCAGCAUCCGCGCCAUUGGCGAUGUCAUCGCCGGCCCUAUGCUUGCCCAUAAGGCCGAGGAGGAGGGCAUCGCUGCCGUCGAGUACAUCAACGGAUCUCAUGGACACGUCAACUACGAGGCCAUUCCCUCUGUCGUCUACACCUGGCCCGAGGUUGCCUGGGUCGGAAAGAACGAGGCUGAGGUCAAGGCUGCCGGUGUUGAGUACCGCGUCGGCUCCUUCCCCUUCGUCGCCAACAGCCGCGCCAAGACUAUCGAUGACUUUGAUGGCCUCAUCAAGAUCAUCUCUGAUGCCAAGACCGACCGCAUCCUUGGUGCCCACAUCCUCGGCCCCAACGCCGGUGAAAUGAUUGCCGAGGCUGUCCUGGCUCUGGAGUACGGUGCCUCUAGCGAGGAUGUUGCCCGUACCUGCCACGCCCAUCCCACCCUCUCUGAGGCCUUCAAGGAAGCCUGCAUGGCCGCCUACGACAAGCCCAUCCACUUCUAAGCGCACGACCCGGCGCAGCUUGCACUCGUUCCUCGGUCCGCCAUCCCCCUCCCCUCAUUUCUCCUCAUUCUCUGAGCAUUCCUUCCCAGCGAAUCGGCACUUGACGACGACGCUUGCUUUUCUUUCAAUU